AUGGCAACCCGUGAUGACGGACCAGCAGCCCCCUCCCCAUACCAUAGUGAUUAUACAGGCCGGAAACCCGUGAUGACGGACCGGCAGCCCCCUCCCCAUACCAUAGUGAUUAUACAGGCCGGAAACCCGCCGGAAACCCGUGAUGACGGACAAGCAGCCUCCCACCAAUGUAAUAGUGAUUAUCUAGCAACUCGUGAUGACGGACCAGCAGCCCCCUCCCCAUACCAUAGUGAUUAUACAGGCCGGAAACCCGUGAUGACGGACAAGCAGCCUCCCACCAAUGUAAUAGUGAUUACCCAGCAACCCGUGAUGACGGACCAGCAGCCCCCUCCCCAAUACAAUAGUGAUUACCCAGCAACCCGUAAUGACGGACCAGCAGCCCCCUCCCAUACAAUAGUGAUUACCCAGCAACCCGUGAUGACGGACCAGCAGCCCUCUUCCCAAUACAAUAGUGAUUAUCCAGCAACCCGUGAUGACGGACCAGCAGCUCCCCAUACAAUAGUGAUUAUCCAGCAACCCGUGAUGACGGACCAGCAGCCCCCUUCCAAUACAAUAGUGAUUAUCCAUGAUUAUAUAGCAACCCGUGAUGACGGACCGGCAACCACCUCCCUAUACAAUAGUGAUUAUCCAGCAACCCGUGAUGACGGACCAGCAGCCCUCUUCCAAUACAAUAGUGAUUAUCCAGCAACCCGUGAUGACGGACCAGCAGCCCCCUUCCCAUACCAUAGUGAAUACCCAGCUACCCGUAAUGAAGGACCAGCAGCACCCUCCCCAUACCAUAGUGAUUUCCGGCAACCCGUGAUGACGGACCAGCAGCCCCCUCCAAAUACCAUAGUGAUUACCCAGCAACCCGUGAUGACGGACCAGCAGCCCUCUUCCCAAUACAAAAGUAAUUAUCCAGCAACCCGUGAUGACGGACCAGCAGCCCCCUCCCCAUACAAUAGUGAUUAUCCAACAAGCCAUGAUGACGGACCAGCAGCGACCUCCCCAUACCAUAGUGAUUCCCGGCAACACGUGAUGACGGACCACCAGCCCCCUUCCCAUACAAUAGUGAUUAUCUAA
Messenger RNA from Mya arenaria, 1062 nucleotides. RefSeq lists its product as uncharacterized. NCBI's taxonomy places the organism in Eukaryota, Metazoa, Mollusca, Bivalvia, Myida, Myidae. The coding region runs from base 1 to 1062 and encodes 353 amino acids. The record is from RefSeq and is a predicted model, not a curated record. The transcript has 3 exons.